Molecule: messenger RNA, 2097 nt
Organism: Chionomys nivalis (European snow vole)
Lineage: Eukaryota; Metazoa; Chordata; Mammalia; Rodentia; Cricetidae
Gene: Terf2ip
Product: TERF2 interacting protein
Exons: 3
Coding region: 70-1233 (387 amino acids)
Biological process (GO): telomere maintenance via telomere lengthening; regulation of DNA-templated transcription
Cellular component (GO): shelterin complex
Molecular function (GO): telomeric repeat DNA binding
Source: RefSeq, a predicted model, not a curated record
GCAGGCGCAGUGGUGGACUCCGCCGUGGGAUUGUCGCUCUCCUAGCUCUCGUGUAGCGGAGAGACAGGAAUGGCGGAGGCGAUGGAUCUGGGUAAAGACCCCAAUGGGCCCACUCACUCCUCCACUCUGUUCGUGAGGGGAGACGGGAGCGCUAUGUCGUUUUACGUGCGGCCCAGCCCGGCCAAGCGCCGGCUGUCGACGCUCAUCCUGCACGGUGGCGGCACCGUGUGUCGGGUGCAGGAGCCCGGGGCCGUGCUGCUGGCCCAGCCCGGGGAGGCGCUGGCCGAGGCCUCGGGCGACUUCAUCUCCACGCAGUACAUCCUAGACUGUGUGGAGCGCAACGAGAGGCUGGAGCUGGAGGCAUACCGGCUGGGACUGAGCGAGCAGGCUUCAGACACAAAGCCCGGGGCUUCCACCGAGGGCUCCGCGGAGCUGGAGCCGCAGCCUCUGACCGGGCGCAUCGCCUACACUCAUGCGGACGACGUGGCCAUCCUGACCUACGUGAAAGAAAAUGCCCGCUCGCCCAACUCGGUCACAGGCAACGCCUUGUGGAAAGCGAUGGAAAAGAGCGCGCUCACGCAGCACUCCUGGCAGUCGCUCAAGGACCGCUACCUCAAGCACCUCCGGGGCCAGGAGCACAAGUACCUGCUGGGGGACGCCCCCGUCAGCCCGUCCUCCCAGAAGCUCAAGCGGAAGGCGGAGCAGGACCCCGAGGCCGCGGAUAGCGGUGAGCCGCAGAACAAGAGAACGCCAGACUUGCCUGAAGAGGAGUGUGUGAAGGGAGAGACCAAGGAGAAUGAUGAUGAGGACGCCAGUCAGGAGUUUGAAGAAGCUGUGGUGGGGGAGAGCCCUGACUUUGAAAUACAUAUAACAAUGUGUGAUGAUGAUCCUCCCACACCUGAGGAAGAUUCUGAAACACAGCCAGAUGAGGAAGAAGAGGAGCCAAAAGUUUCUACACAGGAAGUGGGAGCUGCCAUCAAAAUUAUCCGGCAACUAAUGGAAAAGUUUAAGUUGGAUCUAUCAACAGUUACACAGGCCUUCCUGAAAAACAGUGGUGAGCUGGAGGCCACUUCCUCCUUUUUAGAGUCUGGUCAGAGAUCUGACGGUUAUCCAAUCUGGUCCCGGCAAGAUGACUUAGAUUUGCAGAAGGAUGAUGAGGACACUAGAAAUGCAUUGAUCAAAAAAUUUGGAGCUCAGAAUGUUGCCCGGAGGAUUGAAUUCCGAAAGAAAUAAUGGACAAGAUAAUGGCAGAUAAUGAUAUAAAUGUCUUGUGCCCAUUGAAACUGACCAGUACUGCUGUUCUGGGAGCCCCAGAUUUUGUAGCCAAGCAGUGUUAUGUAGCAGGAUAAAGUAAAAGAAACUGAAUCUAGAGUGGUCCAUGGCAAGUAUCUCUGUGUUUAUGAUAGGGAAAUCUAAACCAGGAGGUUGGUCUGUAUAUUAGUAGAUCAGCCUUUGCUGGAAGGCAGCCCCUGUUGUGCUGGUGACAGGAGCCUAGUGACAGAGAUCAAAGUCAGAAGCGGAAAGGCGAAGGUCUUUUCAGGCCUGGUGAGUCAGUAACCUCGUCUUUUGGCAAAGUUGUUUCAGAUGAAGAGUCUAGAAAUAAGAUUUAAUGGUAAAGCUUAUAACAUGGACUGUUCCAAACCAACCCAUCUCCUAGGGAGCUCUGAUUUCUACUUCAUUGAAAAAUCCCAUAUUCAGCUUCCUAAUGGAGUCGCUAGUAGUAUUUGCUUACUUACCACUCAGUUUUGUGUACAAUAAACUCUGACUUGUGGGAGUGUCCAGUCUUUUAACAUUUAUAACAGGUGUCAUAUACAAACUUCAUAGUCAAGAAUCAAGGAAAAAAAUCAAGUUACACACACACACAUACAUCCCUCAAAAAAUGUGUAUGCUCUUAAGUUUACAAUUCUGUGUUCUUCUUUUGUAGCUAUCCUCAGCUAUGUGGGAGCUGCUGGUCGGAUACUGUUAACUGUGAUGUGUUGUUUUUAAAUUUUAUCAAACAUAAGUUUUCCGCUGAAAAUUGUGUAUAUUUAAAAUUUAAUGGAUUGUUCCGCUUUGUGUUGCUUUUCUUAGUCAAAAUAAAUAUAAUUUUGUGUUUGA